AUGUCGGGCUUCCAGAAGCCCGCUGCCGGCGCCAUAAUAGACUUCGCCUCUACACAGUCUUUGCAUGAUGCUGGCUCUUACUCUACCUACGUUCAAUCCCCAUAUGUGAAUACGCCUCUCGUGCCAUCGCCUAUGGCUGACCAGGCCAGUCAGGUCUCUGACUGUGUUCCUUACAUUCCAAACACUGAAUAUGCCAGCUCGUACGAAGAUGCUCAAUCCCCCAUGAUGGUUGCUCGCGCUCGCCAACUGCCAGAGAUUGUUUCAUAUGCUCCUCAGCGUGGUUGUGCGGGUACUCGCAUUGUUGUGCAGGUCCAGUCUCCGUUUGACCUGCACAGCUCUACAUACGGGGCUUUGUACUUGGUCUUCGGCUCGAAGAAGCGAGAGUGCCUCCCGCAUUUUCUUGGCUUCGAGGAGAAUACCUUCCAGUAUGCCAUCUCAGCAGAUGCACCUCCCUUCAACUCCACUGGCUCCGCCUCCUACGCAGUGCCUAUCCAGGUCGAGAUGGAGACCUCAACCGAUUGUGCCCCCACCACCUUGCAAGUUGGUGUCUACACAUACGAGCACGCUUCUCAGCCUUCCCCUCCUGCUGACUCACGCAAGAGGAAGUUUACCUCACACUCGGACAGCCCUGCCCCCGCUCGCGCCAAACGGGCCACAGGCCCAGUGAUCAAAGCCGAACCUCAUGAAAGUUACUCCUACCGGGAUCCCCGGGCGCCAUCUUACUCUCCGUACCUACAAAAUAUCCCCACUAUGUCUGGGUACAUCACCCCCUUUCACGCUGCCUCUUCGCCUCGCACGGGACCCAACCACUAUUCUGGUGUCUCGGCUACUCCUCCAACUGUCAUUCGUGCACCAUCUCCUCUGACCCCAGUAUGGAGCCCAUCCGUACUAUCUGUGUCUCACGAUGGUCGCCAGGGAUUGACCGUGACCCACGGCAUUCCCCAACACAGAGGACCGUCUCCGGCACGUAUUGGCCACGCCCCAACUUUGAUUCGCACCUCUACUUUGCAGCAGGGAAGUGGUCUGGGAUCGCACCAGCACUUCAACCCCUAUGCCUCGAUCUACCCGACCAAGCAGGAACGGGAUUCACAGCGUCGCCUCGUGCAAUUUACACGCAACCAGAUCGGAAGCACCAUCCAUGCCGACUUCAAGCCUGUUGCUCCGGAGGACCGCCCUCAGAACAGCAUUUGCAUCAGCUGCAUUUCCUGGGAAGGCAAGGAUGAGUGCUAUGUCACCAGCGUGGACACCAUUUACCUUCUCGAGGCGCUUGUCGGCGUUCGCUUCACCGUCGAGGAGAAGAAUCGCAUUCGCCGCAACCUCGAAGGAUUCCGCCCUCUCACUGUUUCAAAGGCCAAAGCGGACAGUGAAGAGUUCUUCAAGGUCAUCAUGGGCUUCCCCGCACCUAAGCCACGCAACAUCGAGAAGGAUGUUAAGUCUGCCAGUUACUCCUCCACUGCGGGUACGCUGCCGACCACGAUCACGAAUUAUGCGGGUCAUGGCACUGGUUCCGACUCGGGCACUGAGACACACGCCCCCUCUCCCCAGUCAGUAUCCGACCAUGGCGCGGCUCACAACUAUACAACUGCUAUUUCGGCACCAGUCUACUCAACAAAUUCCGAUCAGUGUGCUUCAAUGACUGCGCCUCCCGAUGUCCGGUCGGUGAUGCCUUCAGUCAGCCAGCCAUACACCUCCGUUGGCACGUACUCAUAUCCGGCCAUAUGCCAGCCCCAUCACGUCCACGCCAUGGUCGCACCGAGCCACCGAGUAGGAUGGAACAUGCAUGGCCUUGGUGCUCCAGCACCUGCGACAGCUGUCGCAGCUUCUGGGUGCUAUUCCUACAUCGAUCCUGGGUACCCUCUUCAUGACGGGGCUAUCGGCCCGUGA
Messenger RNA from Penicillium maclennaniae, 1884 nucleotides. It is a transcript of the gene medA, whose product is annotated as transcriptional regulator medA. Lineage: Eukaryota; Fungi; Ascomycota; Eurotiomycetes; Eurotiales; Aspergillaceae. The record is from RefSeq and is a predicted model, not a curated record. Gene Ontology annotation, cellular component: nucleus. The transcript is spliced from 4 exons. Bases 1 to 1884 code for a protein of 627 amino acids.